GACACAUAAGCUCAACCCAAGAGACCUAGUCAAUGUCGGAAACGACAAAAAGUUGUUACUUAGUAGGUCAGCGAAGAAACUUCGCACCAUCCUUUUUGUUAAUUGUAAUUAACUAACUCUAUUUCUGUCCUUCCUCAGACAAUUUCAAACAAACAUUUCUCAAAAAAUAAAACUCUCCUUCUUCUCUCUCUCCUCCAAUUGGGUUCUUGAUUUUUUCCACCUAGGUGGAAAAAUCUCGUCUUUUUCUCUUCUCCUUCCCCCAUCCAAUUGGAAUUUUUAUUUUUUAUUUUUUUCGUUUAUUUUUUACUAGAGAGAGAAAAAGAGAAAGAGAGAGGCAUGAAUCCGAACUGGGAGUUGAAGAAUUGUUGCCAGCAUGAUCAAAAAGUUUUUCUUGCAACAGUUGGUGUCUUCACUCUCGUCAUUCUCGCUUUAUGGAGGACAUUUUUACUAACACCUUUUAAGCUCAUUACUGUAUUUCUUCAUGAAGCAAGUCAUGCAAUUGCUUGUAAGCUCACUUGUGGUAAGGUGGAGGGUAUCCAAGUCCAUGCAAAUGAAGGUGGGGUGACGCAAACACGAGGUGGUGUGUAUUGGCUGAUUUUGCCGGCUGGAUAUCUUGGUUCAUCAUUUUGGGGUAUGGUUCUCAUCCUUGCAUCAACAAAUCUUCUCACUGCAAGGAUUGCUGCUGGAUGUCUUAUUCUCUCUCUUCUUAUUGUGCUUUGCAUUGCUAAAAAUUGGACGCUACGGGGACUUUGCAUUGGAUUUAUUAUUUUUAUUGGUAUUAUAUGGGUUCUACAAGAGAUGACUAAAGUUCGCAUUCUCCGCUAUAUUAUUCUAUUCAUUGGAGUCAUGAAUAGUUUGUUCUCAGUUUACGAUAUAUACGAUGAUUUGAUAUGUCGGAGGGUUCACUCUAGUGAUGCCGAGAAGUUUGCAGAACUGUGCCCUUGCCCUUGUAAUGGUGCUGCAUGGGGAGUAAUUUGGGGAAUGAUAUCUUUCAUAUUUCUUUGUGGAGCUAUUUAUCUUGGACUUGUCAUCUUGUCUUGAGGAUUUAUGUUCAACUCUGGGAGAUGGCAGGAUCUUCAAAAUUCUUCAAUGAAUUAAUGUAGACCUAAUUCACUAGUCUCAUUCUUUUAUCUCUUCUGUACGGACAUAUUUUUAGUUUGAUUCAGAUUGUACAGCAGGAGGACCGAAUUCAAAUUUAUUUAUUAAUUUUUUAAUAUUCGUACCA
Molecule: messenger RNA, 1225 nt
Organism: Olea europaea var. sylvestris
Lineage: Eukaryota; Viridiplantae; Streptophyta; Magnoliopsida; Lamiales; Oleaceae
Exons: 10
Coding region: 337-1041 (234 amino acids)
Source: RefSeq, a predicted model, not a curated record